Messenger RNA from Recurvomyces mirabilis, 198 nucleotides. RefSeq lists its product as uncharacterized. Lineage: Eukaryota; Fungi; Ascomycota; Dothideomycetes; Mycosphaerellales; Teratosphaeriaceae. The record is from RefSeq and is a predicted model, not a curated record. The transcript has 2 exons. The coding region runs from base 1 to 198 and encodes 65 amino acids.
AUGUCUGCGGUGCUCGAAGCUUGGAAAGCCGUGUCCUGGCCAUAUACUGAAUGUUGCAGCUACGACAAGAAGCGAAAGUUCGUGGACGAAGGUGUUUCGCUGCGCAAGAAGUUUCAAGGUGCUACAGGUGGCGAAUCCGAGGAAAAUGAUGCAAGUGGCUAUGCUGGAAUCCUGCUGGUCACAACACUGUCAGGCUGA